AUGUGGCAGAACUUCGGAAGAGGCUUACGUGUCCCGUGUCAGCUGCUGCCUCUGGGCACCUUGGUGUGGACUUGUGUGACUUUGUUCGUUGUGACCAUUCAAGGAGACGAUGAUGUGCAGCAAGAAGAGGCUGGACAAGCAAGAGAACCACAGCUGGAAGAUGAUGAUUUCCUCGUAGGAAGUGACGCAGAUGAUGGAUUUGAGCCCUUGGAGACCAGAACAUUUCAUGAAGCCUUUCGCCUCUGUAGUGCUGCCAUGGAGCCCUGGUCACAGAGGAUCUCUGCAGACCUCAGGAGCCUCACUGUUGGGGGCGUUCAGCCCUCUAGCAGGAAAGGAAAAAAAACUCAAGUUAACUUUGUGAAUAAAAAUGCAGGCCUUAAAGAAAGAUCUGCUUCAAAGCCAACAGUCCCACCGGAAGAAGCUGAGCCAUACCCGUGGCUGGAGGAGCAGGUUCCCGAGGACUCAGGACCUCGGAAUAUUGAAGAUGAGGUAGAAGAGCAAAUUCAGCCCCUUCUCCAUGAGUCAGUCUACACAGAACAUGGAGACGAUGAUGUGCAGCAAGAAGAGGCUGGACAAGCAAGAGAACCACAGCUGGAAGAUGAUGAUUUCCUCGUAGGAAGUGACGCAGAUGAUGGAUUUGAGCCCUUGGAGACCAGAACAUUUCAUGAAGAAACUGAAGAUAGUUACCCUGUAGAAGAGACAGCUUCACAGGUUUAUAAUCAGGAUAUGGAAGAGAUGAUGUAUGAGCAGGACAAUCCAGAUUCCAUGGAGCCAGUAGUGGGUGAUGAUGAAAGAAGGUACCACGAAGCAGAUGACCUUACAUACCAAGACUAUGAUGAACCAGUAUACGAACCAUCGGAAAAUGAAGGUCUAGAAAGUUCAGAUAAUGCUGUAGAAGAUUCAAACAUAAUUUUAGAAGAAGCGCACAUGCCCCCUGCUGAAGAACAACAGGAAGUACCACUAGUUAAGAAAAAGAAGCCUAAACUAUUAAAUAAAUUUGAUAAGACUAUUAAAGCUGAACUUGAUGCUGCAGAAAAACUUCGUAAAAGGGGAAAAAUUGAAGAAGCAUUGAGUGCAUUCCAAGAACUAGUGCGCAAAUACCCUCAGAGUCCACGGGCAAGAUACGGAAAGGCACAGUGUGAAGACGAUCUGGCUGAGAAAAGAAGGAGCAACGAGGUGCUGCGUGGGGCCAUCGAAACCUACCAGGAGGUGGCCAGCCUGCCUGAUGUCCCCACAGACUUGCUGAAGCUGACCUUGAAGCGGCGCUCAGACAGACAGCAGUUUUUGGGUCACAUGAGAGGCUCCCUGAUUACCCUACAGAAGUUAGUUCAGCUGUUUCCUGAUGAUAUGUCUUUAAAGAACGACCUUGGAGUGGGGUAUCUCUUGAUAGGGGAUAAUCACAACGCUCAGAAGGUCUAUGAAGAGGUUCUGAAUGUGACACCGAACGACGGCUUUGCUAAAGUACAUUAUGGCUUUAUCCUGAAGGCGCAGAACAAAAUUGCUGAGAGCAUUCCCUAUUUAAAGGAGGGAAUAGAAUCUGGAGAUCCCGGCACUGAUGAUGGAAGGUUUUACUUCCACCUGGGGGAUGCCAUGCAGCGGGUUGGGAACAAAGAGGCAUAUAAGUGGUAUGAGCUUGGGCACAAGAGGGGCCAUUUUGCAUCUGUAUGGCAGCGCUCUCUCUACAAUGUGCAUGGACUGAAAGCCCAGCCCUGGUGGACCCCGAAAGAAACAGGCUACACAGAAUUAGUGAAGUCCUUAGAAAGAAACUGGAAAUUAAUCCGUGACGAAGGCCUUGCAGUGAUGGAUAAAGCCAAGGGCCUCUUCCUGCCUGAAGAUGAAAACCUGAGGGAGAAGGGCGACUGGAGCCAGUUUACGCUGUGGCAGCAAGGAAGAAAAAAUGAAAAUGCCUGUAAAGGAGCUCCUAAAACCUGUUCAUUACUAGAUAAAUUUCCCGAGACAACAGGAUGCCGAAGAGGACAGAUCAAAUACUCGGUCAUGCACCCGGGAACGCACGUGUGGCCGCACACGGGGCCCACCAACUGCAGGCUCCGAAUGCACUUGGGCUUGGUCAUUCCCAAAAAAGGCUGCAAGAUCCGCUGCGCCAACGAGACCAAGACAUGGGAAGAAGGCAAGGUGCUCAUCUUUGAUGACUCUUUCGAGCACGAGGUGUGGCAGGACGCUGUGUCUUUCCGGCUGAUCUUCAUCGUGGAUGUGUGGCACCCAGAGCUGACACCCCAGCAGAGACACAGCCUUCCUGCGAUUUAGCAUGUCGUGCAGGCUUGGGACACACUGGAGAGAGGCUGCCUGCUGACUCAAUCUCCUCGGGUGUGGGGACAGAGGUUCCAAGUUUGAGGGCCCAUCAUUCUCUUGAUGGGCAGCUCUCCCAAUUCUAAGGCUCCUCCUAGGGUUAGAAGACAGUAAAUGGAAUAUUUUGCCUUGCUGCAGUUCACGUUGAAAGCCCCCCACUGUCCUUCAUCCCAUGACAGCACCCAUCAUCUGAUGCCGUAUUUGCCGUGAAGACGUGAGAGCUUCUGCCUUGUCAGCCAAAGAUAUUUUUUCCCCCUUUGAAGAGGCCUCAGUCAGUGUCCAAUGAGAAUUCAUGUAGAAACUGUGAAUGGAUCACUUCAGUUUGUAAUUUUUCUAUGCAAUUAUAUUUUUCUAGGGUAUCUAGGCCAUGGUUUUCAUCAUGUACCACUUCUUUUUUGUUGAGUUUAAUAAUAAGCUGUGUAAAUGCUUUACUUCUAGCUGACUUAAUGGUGACUUCCCCUGUGAACUCACACUUCCCUCUUUUAAUUCUGUUUAGUAAAAGACACUCAUAAAGAAGCAAUUUUAUUUUCCUAAUACAAAGGGGAAAGAUGUAAUUACGCUGAUGUCUGUGAACUGUACUGCUUCCCACCCACUGAAUCUGUUUGCUUUCUUAUCUUCAUUGAGAGCCAUUGUCUUAAUGUCUCUCCUCGCCAUGCAAAUGGUGGAGAUGCUGUCUAAGAGGAGCUUUUCACACUGAAACAGGACACAGAGCCAUUUUAUAUUGAGUCACAAAAGUGUCACCAGUAAAUUUUUUUAAUGCCAAGAAUUAGAACUGAAAAAAAAAAAAAAGUAACAUUACUCAAAGUAAAAAUUUUCUCUCGGGAUGAGGCAGACAGGCAGCUGCCAGGACAUCUGGCUCCUUGGGCUCUUUGGCAUCUGAGACAGGCACCGAAUCCAGAGUCUCUUUGCCUGUUGUAAAUCCCUGUACAUGGAUUCCCAUCGCAGUUUUAUAAAAAUACGAAGGAUGGCAGAGCGGAAGCCCAAGAAUGCCAGGGUCUUGGUCCUGGGUUUAGGAUCGCCUUCUUCUCUGAAAGAGUUCGAAAGACUCUUCUCUUUUCCUGGCUUGAGAAACUUCUGCCAUUUAAAUAGAGCUUAGAAGUAGCAGUUGUUAUCCACAGGUUAGCUCUAAUCUUAUCCACAGCAUAGAAACAACUGUUGGAAAAAUGGUCUUGCCUACUUAUUCCAAAGAUGAUCAAAUCAUUAAUUUAGAAGGGCAUUGAUGUAUUAAAUAUUUCAUGUUUCCAAUCAAACUAGACAUGUUACAUAUACGAAUGUAAGGUUGCUCAUGCACCUGAACUUUAAGCCAAUAUGAACAAAAAUGCUGAAGAAAUGACAGGUUAUCAGAUUUCAUUCAUGGGUAGAAAAAACACUUGUGCUUCCUUUCCAUCUAAGGACAAGGAGGAUGAUUUAUCUCUUUUAAAAAGAGUUCUUUACCAUCAAAAUGUACCCUUUUUGCUUGACAUUAGCUUCCAGGUAGAAGGGUUUGUAAAAUAUUUGUCCUGUUCCCUUCUGUUUUGCCAAAAACAGUCCCACUCAAAUAGAUGAAGAAGCAUGUGAGGAAAGUCUCCAAAUGAAUGACCACAGUCCAGAAGAAAAACCAAGCUCUUGAAAAAUCAAAAGGAGUUUUGUCCUUCAGUAUUUAUUGAACAGAAGGAAUGACUGACAAAGGACAAUACAAUCCAAUGCUCAUGUAAUAACAUUCAUGUCACUUCUUGAAUUUGGUUCUCGGAUGUAUAUUGCAUAUACAUAAAGAAAUUUAAAGUAUAAGUUGUCAGUGUUAAACCAUCAUCUUACAUUCAUUUAAUGAAGUCAUGGCAUAGAGUGAAAACUAGCUCUUAACUUAAUAAUUAUAAUAUGGUAUUUAAAAUCAGGUCACUACAGUAGGAUUCUCAAUAUCACCAAUUGAAAAGCCAGAAUUACUACUGUUGCAAAGUGUUGGCAAUAAUUGAUUCCUGUAGCAUUUUAAAUACUUGGAUCCCACAACUGUUUUAUAAACCCGGUCAUAACAUGGAUUUUCUAACUCACUUUAAUUCUUUAUCUUUCUUCCCUAUGGAAUUCCUCAUGGAAUAUAAGAAAAGUGUUUCAGUCGCUGCAUGGGUAGAGUUAUCUCAGCGUUCCUGUUUUGUUAUUUGAAAUGUCUACACAAAACAAAUGGGUUUUAUGUAUACCAUAAUCCAGUCGGUCAAGAAAUAUUUUUAAUUCUAUUUCAAUUUUAUUUCAAGGGUAGAAUACAAAAAUUACGUCUCUUAUUCUCCUCUGCCAGUAGAAAAUAAAUUAAAACACUAGAUUCAUUGAGAAAGAGAUGUAAUAAAUGGUUAAGAUUCGUAAUAAUAUCUACCUAGGUUGAUUAUGGCCAGUUGAAUCACCUCUUUUCUUUGAAUUUUUAGUUAAUCCUCCCAAGUCCUUAAAACAUAAAAUCAUAUUUUUCUGCCCAACUAAAAUAUCUUUUAUUUGACACUGAGCACCAAGUGGUCAUACUGAUUAAUGCUCAUGUCAUGUGGAUGGCUGGGAAGAUAUGAGAUGCCUUAAACACAAACGGGUUUUGGGAAACAUGGCACGAAUAAGGAUAUCCUAUCCUAUGUUACCUGUUUCUCUCUAUUUAAUUUCUUUUGAAUGGAUAGUUGGGGACUCCCAUUUCUACGAAGAAUAGACAAAGAAAUAAAAUGAUCUUUGGCAUUUUAUCCCGCAUUCCUAAUCUUCUCUUAUUGUCAGUACUUGCAUAUUUAGCCAUCGUUAAGGGUCUUCCUCCAUGAUUGGUACCUACUCUCUCAGCAACAGCCAGCUCCAUUCUCCAUACCUUUAACUGGUUGGGGGGAGGGCGGGGAGGGAGUGGGGGCCAUUAAAUGCUUUUGUAGCACUUUUCUUGCCUGUAGUGACCCAAGUGUGGCAAUUUGAAUGAAUCCAUUAAUCACUGACAUGUGUUUUCGAUGAGGCCCCACCCCUCCCUCCACAAUCUCAUGUUGCCUGUGGAAAGUCACGUUAUUAAGAUGAAAUAAUCGUAUUUCAGGUUGUGUGUGUCUUUUUUUUAAGCCAGAUCAUGGUAAUCAUCUGGUGGCCUGACAAGAGAUGUGACAUCAAAAUUGUUCUUGCAGGUUCUCAAAAUAAGCAAACUCUGUGAAGAGCGAGACCUACAAGGACAUGCCCUUGGACUGAACAAUCCAAUGCUGGUGAUGAGGUCAAAGAAAAUAAUUCACUAAGAAUGGAAAUGAUUUGAGAUACUACUGUCUUGGGGCUUUGCACUACGUUGAGCUUGACAAUUGGGUCUGCACAGUUUCCUUCUCAUAUAUCUACUUGGAAAUGCACUUAAUCUUAAGUCACAAAACUUAGAGUGGGUCUCUGUGGUACCUCAGAAAAAUCCUGGCACUAACACGGUGUGUGCAUCAAAUUUAGUUUUCCUUUUUGCAGUUCAUUUAAUACCAUAAAUACGGGGGAGGGGGAAUCAUGUUGACAUGACUGCCUUUGCUUCACCUCCAGUCCCCUCACCAAAAAGAA
This is a messenger RNA of Enhydra lutris kenyoni (northern sea otter), 5799 nucleotides long. Its product is annotated as aspartyl/asparaginyl beta-hydroxylase-like. Gene Ontology annotation, cellular component: endoplasmic reticulum. The transcript has 23 exons. NCBI's taxonomy places the organism in Eukaryota, Metazoa, Chordata, Mammalia, Carnivora, Mustelidae. Bases 1 to 2265 code for a protein of 754 amino acids. Gene Ontology annotation, molecular function: protein binding; peptidyl-aspartic acid 3-dioxygenase activity. The record is from RefSeq and is a predicted model, not a curated record. Gene Ontology annotation, biological process: peptidyl-aspartic acid hydroxylation.